Molecule: messenger RNA, 3347 nt
Organism: Cheilinus undulatus (humphead wrasse)
Lineage: Eukaryota; Metazoa; Chordata; Actinopteri; Labriformes; Labridae
Product: filamin A-interacting protein 1-like
Exons: 2
Coding region: 425-2647 (740 amino acids)
Source: RefSeq, a predicted model, not a curated record
CACUUCUCAUAAUGUUUGGUUUUCCGGAUGGAAUGUCCACAUCACUGGGAUCUCCGGGAACGGGAGAGGUGAAAGAGGGACUUUUUAUUCUCAGAGGAUUUUAAAAGGACACAGGCCAACAGCGAAGAACAGAUUAAAGCUCCUGGUUGUAAAGGAGAGAGAGUACCAGGAGUUAAAGGAGAAGAAAAGAGAAAAAGAAGUAUCUACUCUUAAGGACGAGCUGAGCAACCUGAAGGCUUUUGCACUGCUGGUUGUUCAAGAGCAACAGAGUUUGAGUGAGCAGCUGGAGGCUCAUCAUUUCCGUGUCAAGGAACUGACUGCCAUUACAGACCACUUCAAGAAGGAGGUCAGUGCCGCUCACCCCAGUGCAAAGAAGGUGGAGCUCAAUAACCAAGCUUCUACCUUCAACCAAGGCUUGAUCACCAUGACAGCCCCGAGCCUGCUGUCAGAGGUCGAGGUGCUUCGAAGGAGGGUCGUGGAAAUGGAGGGAAAAGACGAGGAGCUGAUGCGCAUGUGGGACCAGUGUCGUGACCUAGACCGUAGACUGGCGAGGGAGAUCAGCUUCUGCCGCAGCUUGAAAGUGGACGUGGAUAAACUGACUGGCAGAAUCAGUGAGUUGGAUAGGAUAGAGGAGGCUUUGGGCAAGAGCAAACACGACUGCAGUAUCCUGAUGGGCAGCUUGGAGCAAGAGAGAGAGGUCAGUAAGAGGCUGUCUGCUGAGCUCAACACUCUGAAAGUUAGAGUAAAAGAGCUCGAGGCUACUGAGAGCAAACAGGAAAAGAGUGAAGCGGUGAUUAGACAGGACCUGGCCAAGCUCAGAUCACUGACUGUUGCUUUGGUGGAGGACAGAAAGACUCUGGCAGAGAAGCUCAAACAGGCUGAGGAAAAACUGAACAGGAAGGAAGGCAAGAGGAAUGAGCACAGCAAUUUGGCAACAAUGACAGAAAGACUGAAAGAGGAGAUGCAACAGGCAAUGAGGUGUAAGGCAGAGUUAGAGGGAAGGAUUAGGGGCAUCGGAAAGGAAAAAGAAGAGCUCCAAGACCGACUAAAAACAGAAGAAGAGAGAAACAGAGAGUUGCAGAGUAAAAUGAGCAUAAUGAGAAGUAGGUUACAGGUGUUGGAAAACAGGAAAGAAAAAGAACAGAAGUAUGCUAAUAGUUCUAUCCCAAACAACACCAACCACUGCCGCCAGACGGAAGACAACAAAGUUAAAGAACUCACCCAAGAGCUUGAAAGGCUGCGGAAGAGACUGCAGGACAAGGAGGUGUUGGAAGGAGAACUGCUGCAGGUGGAGGAGGACUUUGAGUCCCUGCAAAAGAGGUUCAAGGACGAGCAGAGGAGGUCGCACGCGCUAACGGAGGAACUUGAGGCGUCAAAGAGGGAGCUCCAGAGGUACGAGCAGGCAGAGAAGGAGGAUGUCAACCAGGAGCACCUUCUCCUUUGUCGUCUUCAGAAGGAGCAAGUCAAGUCCAGACUCUUAACCAGAGAGGUGGAUACUUUAAAGGAGAAACUCCAGAAGUUGAUGGGAACUGAGGAGUCGAUCUGCAGGGUUCAGACGGAUCACUCCACGCUGCAGAGAAAGCUGACCCUGCAGGAAGGAAGGAACAGGGAGCUGGCGAAAGAGAUGAAGGAACUGAGUAGUGAGCUUGACAGGUAUAGACAAGUUAAGAACUUUUCACCUGGUGCAAAUGGGCGACACUUUUCUGAUCAUCAGACCACCAAAGAGGUCCAAACUGAUCCAGCAGAAAGCCUUCCUCCUUACAGCGAUCAGAGAAAGAAAGUAGAAGAAGAAAAUCAUGAGGACGCUAAUCACAAUGAGGAAGUCUCAAACAGAAGAAGCUCUCUUGUCAACAGCCUUAAUAGCCUGAACACUGCAAAUAAUAACAUCAGCCAGUACAGCAGCCAAUCAGCAGAUGGCAUUGAUAUGCACCAAGCAAAUGGUGAGGUAAUGAUGGUAACACACACGCCAGGGCAGCCAUUGCACAUUAAAGUAACACCUCAUCAUAUCCUCAACACCGCCACGCUAGAGAUCAGCAGCCCCACAGGAGACACAGCUACGUCCUACACAAGCAAGGCCGUCAUCCCAACAAGUGGAGCCUCGCCUAAGCAGAGAAUCACCAUCAUUCAGAACUCCUCUCCUCUAACAGUCAAGACCCCGCCUUCGAGCCCUGACCGCACCAUUUCCCCCACAAUCUCCAGGAUAAUGAGUCCAAAUUCUCCACGCUCCUUGACACCUGACCACAAUGGCUCCCCGAUUCAGAUCGUGACAGUCCGGACCUGCUCUCCAGAGCCGGGAGAGGUCGCCAAUCAGGCUUCGGUUUUCUGCAAGACUCCGGAGCGGCAGAACAGCUGGCAACAACAGAGGUCCAACAGCGUCGAAACAAGUCCCAGUAUCAUUACUACAGAGGACAACAAGAUCCACAUCCAUGUUGGCAGCCCAUAUAUCCAGUCUCUGAACGGUAUGACCCACGGUAUGCCGCAGCCUGUCGGGCCGUACUAUCUCCGACAUGAGCAGCGGACACAAGUGCUCGCCAAUGGCUGUCAUGUAAAAGGUGUUGGCAAGAUAACAAGCAGUAUUACCAUUUCCCCUGCUGCCUCUUCAGCUUCACAUUCCUCCAAUAUUACAGUCAGUGGCCUUUGUGAUUAGAAGAUGGCUCUAGUAUAUUUUCAACAUGCCACAUUGGUGCUUGCCACAUUUCAGGACUACUUAACAUGUUCUUUAAGAGCUCCUGUGAGGAACUUUUAUGUUUGUAUUGAUUUGUGCCCCAUUUAGUCAAAACUGGUGCGUCGUAUCUCUUAGCAAAUGCUGCCCGGUACAUGUACAUGUGACUAAAAAUCUCAUCCUGCUGUCUGUUAACUGUCAAAUGUAUAGCUCACUGUGAAUUAUGGCCAUGAAAAUAGAACAAAAUGACUGUUCUUGCAGUAGGCUUUAACUCACUUUGUCUGACUCCUACCCUGCAGCAAUGCUUACAAACAUUAGAAUUACUGACUAGAAUGUAUCGAUCUUUUCUUGCUGAAAGUCUUGUAUGCUUUUGUGGGUCAUAGAGAGUCAUAAAUAUUCAUCUCAGCCUGUUGUAUUAAAAACUCCUCAUAGGAGCAUAAAGGAAAACCUUCAUAUAUCAAUGACUGCUUUCAGGUCUUAGUCAUACUAUUUCUACUUGAUCUAGUUAACGUGCAAAUAUACUCACUGACUUUAGAAACCCUUUACUGACUAUUUUACAUGCAUUUUUAAUGCCUGUAUUAGAGCUACGCAGUACAUCAUUGCCUCUAAAUGUGUAAUCUUUUUUCGUAUUUUUUAUUCUGAUUUCUGAAUGUUUUUCUGUGUUCAUUAAAAGUGUAUGUGUUGA